This is a messenger RNA of Elgaria multicarinata webbii, 3654 nucleotides long. RefSeq names its product Mdm1 nuclear protein (gene SAXO6). Lineage: Eukaryota; Metazoa; Chordata; Lepidosauria; Squamata; Anguidae. Bases 59 to 2278 code for a protein of 739 amino acids. The transcript has 15 exons. Gene Ontology annotation, biological process: negative regulation of centriole replication; retina development in camera-type eye. Gene Ontology annotation, molecular function: microtubule binding. The record is from RefSeq and is a predicted model, not a curated record.
CCGCAACCGUCCAGGAGAACCUUGCUGCCCGGAUCCCGUUACUGCCAGGCGGGGAGUCAUGCCCGUGCGCUGGAAGGGAUUGAGCGAGUACAAGAGGAACUUCAAAUGGAGAAAAUCAGAUCAAUCUAAGCUUUGUAGCCCUACACGUGAGCAAACAUGCCAGUGGGCUGGACUUCGAUCAGAUGAACUUGGAAUCUCCAAAGAACCAAAUUUUAUUUCCAAGAGAAGAGUGCCUUAUUACAACACACAGGUUUCGAAGUCCUUUGAGUGGAAUGGGGACAACGAUUCGGAAAAAGCUACAUCAUCAGAACUUCACCAGCCACUGCAGUUGCACGUAAAUGACAGCAAAGAUGAUAUAAAUCAGGAAACAAUUAAGACGCCUGAUGCGCCCAGGCUUCUUGAGAAAAUGCAUUCCAACUCUGCAGGUUCCAGAACUGAAUCAACUGUAGCUCUUGUAGAAAGGAAGAAAUCACCACCCAAAACUUCAGUGGAUGAAAAUAGAAUGUCAGCAUCUACCAAAAAGGAUGUAGGAAAAAGAGACAACGGGCUUAAUAAAGUUCUGCAGAGGAAAGCAGGCAUGAAUAUUCCACGAUCAAGUAGCUUCCCCAGAAGUUCUGAGUAUCAAAGGCAGUUUGUUUGGAAAACCCCUCAAAAAAUCUCUCCAGUACUUGCAGCAGACCAGUUUAUUCACAGUGCAAGUCAGUCCAUCCCCCCCUUUAAGUCUCCUGUCAUUAUUCCGGAAACUGAGUAUGAAAGGAGUUUCAAACCUUCACCCCCUAUGAAAGAAUUGAAACAGAGAUGCUGUUUGGAAGAAAGAGAAUGUCCUGGAUCUGAGCCUGUACAAAUCUCUGGAGAAAAGAAUGAGAGGACGGAAACAUUUUUGAAGACAACAGAAAAUCUAUCAAAGCAAAGCAAAUCAGAAACAAAAAAGAAACAUUGCAAACAAAAACAUAAGCCACUUUGUUUACAUAGAAGUUCUAGGAAAAUGAACACGGAAUACAGAUCGAAUUUCUUGUCUCCAGCUCAGUAUAUCUACAAAGACGGAGCUUGGUUGCGUAUCAGGAGAAAUAUACCUGAUCAAGGUUCUCAAAACACCCUAAAUACCAUGUGGUAUAUGGAGGUGAAAGAACUUCGAGAGAAAGCAGAGGCUUACAGGCAAAGAAUACGGGGAACGCACUUCUCCAGAGAUCAUUUAAAUCAGCUUCUGUCAGAUAACAACAGGCUUUGGGAUUUGUCCUCGGAUUCCAGUGCAGAAGAAACCAUGAGCAACAAUGUUAGAGCGCUAGAUCUAGCAGGGAUUCCUGAGAAAAAGCUCUCUCCAGGUCCUAAGAUCUUGCCACAAUCUGAAUUGUCAGAGCAGUUCCAACAGAACAACACUGGGAAAUUCGGCUUGUCAGAUGCUGCCACUGUUCCAGUCAAGCGGCGUCUGGUUUGGGGUGAACCAGGCAAUGAUCAACAACCAGAAAAUCAGUCACCAGCAUUAGGGCAAGGAGAGGAAAAAGAAAAGAACCAGGAAUUGGAAGAGAUUAAAGAACUGGAAAAAAAUUAUAAAGAUGCCAAUACAGACAAUCAGCAAGAAGAAAAUAUGAAUGCUCCAGGUGAUAUGACAGAUUCUUCUUCUGUAUCCUCAAGAGGAGGUGGAAGGCUUCCUACUCCACUAUUAAGAGCCCAAAGAACACAUCAUGACCUUACAACACCAACUGCUGGAGGUGCUGUUUUAGUAUCUCCGCCUAAAGUGAAGUCUUCAUCAUCACUGCACAUUAGGGAAGAGACUUCAGAAAAGCAUGCCUUGACCAGUAAUCAAGUCUCAAGAGAAGAGUUAAAAAGGAAAUCUAACAGGGAUGAAGGAGAAACUAUAUCACUGGGGCAUUCCUCAGCUGCUGGACUGAAAACCUUGGACCCUUUCCCUUUACGGAAAGAUCAGUGGCCCAGUCAAGAUACCGCAGGUGUAAAAGUCCCUCCAACUUCAGUGCAUUUGGACAAGACAUCAAUAGUUCCUGGCUUAAAGUCUGCUAAGGACCGGGCUCUCCCCUAUUGGAGCCCAUUAUGCCGCAUUCAAGGAACUCUCAGAAAUCCAGAGUUUCAACAUAAUGGCAAUGUUGCAAGUCCACAAAGGAGCUGGUUGCAAUUACCACUUCAGGAAAGGAACUAUAAUGAUGAAGAUGAUGAUGACCGAUUGUCUCAGCUAUCUGCUCGAUCUGCUGCUUCUAGUUCCCUUGCAUCUCAGGUUCUAGAACGAGCUCAGAGGAGGAAAGAGAACUUCUGGGGCAAAAUGUGACUGUGUUCUGUUAUAUUUGCAAACUAUUUUGUACUUGGGUAUUUUAGUAGCCAUUUAUGAAAAUUAUUUUGGGAUUACCUCUGAUUGUUUGCAUCUGUCAGCUUGGUAAAAGGGUCUGAUUAUUGGAAAUGCUGGAUAUUCGCUAUUCCCUUUGCGUAUUGGAUAGAAUGUGGGAAUGCACAGCCGAUCUUGGAAUUGAGCUCACACUGUUGCAAAAGUAUUUAAAAAUGUUUUCACGCUAUAGCCAAAAUGAUGUUUCCAUUUCAUAUACAAUUUAUGAGAUUUUAAACGUUUUAAGAUGGCAAUAUACGGAGAAAUCGCACCAGACAGCAAUGUGAUCAUCUUAUUCUUUACCACAAGCACUACAUUCAGUGCAGCCAUGGAGUAAGCUAAAAGGUAAUGUAAGUCUAAAGGUGCUUUAAAAACUCCAAAAGUAAAGUAAGACUGAAAUAGAUACAGGCUGCCUGCAACCUUCAUUAUUCUCUCAACCAGGAUUAUUUCAGCUAUUACUUUAGCACUCACCAAGCUCAAAGAUCUCUUAAUACCACCCAAGAUAUUUACAUAAAGCUUUCCACUUUCCUUACACUGGACUCAUUAUUGUUAAUCCUUUUGCUCCAAUAGAGUCUUGGCACUUCCUCCGGUCUACCAGGCUCAUGGACUUAACAUGCUUUUGACCUGGCUUGGAUUGCUCAAGUCCUAGCAAUAAUGACAUUGAUGUGGCUCUUGUGGCUCUGUCUUGGUGAUGCUAAAUUGUCUCAGUUUCCAUUAUGAAGUUGCCCAAGUAAAAUAUAUUCACAAACGUUACUGUCAACCUGUUUGGCUGUUCUGUGAUACAGUGUGGCACUGGUCCUUUCCUCAAUGUACAUUCCAGAGUAAUCUCCACUCCCCUUUACCCCUUAUCACUAUCUUAAAUUUCAGUCCAUUGUACUGUAGAUUUGAGUAUCUUACAGGAGUUUGAUGUAAGAAAGCAUGUUUUGUGUAUGUGAUCACAAUUACCCUUGUUAGAAAUAUCCAGAAUCAGUUUUAAAUCUUACCUUUAGAUACUACUACCAUCAACACACUUGUCUCAUCUUAAGACUCAGGGAAUUUGAAAGGACUGAAGUCUAAAAAUACGGUGUUGUCCUGAUGUGCUAUUUUAAUUCUCUUUUUUUAGGAUUUCUGAACUACUGACAUUACUGUAAAAAGUUUUUUAAAGCUAGAAUAGAUUGUAGUUUAUGAUGAACACCCAGGAGAUGGUUCUUUCCACCCACUGAUCACCCUCAGCAUUUUAACAUUAAGCAGAUGUGGUUUGUAAAGAAGUGAUGGAAGUUUUAUUAUUAUUUUUAAAUUGUUAGAUUUGUAUGAUGAAAAAAUGAGGUUUGUAUGUGUUUUAAAAU